GGCUACAACUUUGGUAUAAUAAACAUUUUGAGAAAAUGAACGGAAAAUUUCAGAAUUGACUCACAAGUGGACUGAUUGUCUUAUGCUCAGGAUUUUGGACACUUGAAUGGUUUUCUUGCUCCUUCUUCUUCUUCCUUAACAUACUACCAUGGAGUUGGAGUUUUCUUUUCUUCUUCUUGUUGCUGCCGACAGAGAGAGAGAUGAAGAGAGGUUCAAUUUCUUCACAUACUCUCUUCAAUUCGGGUAUUUUGUAUCAAUUUCUCACUUUUUCUCCCAAAAUCCUUCCAUUCUCAAUUUUCUCUCAAAAUGAGCGAAAUUGUCUCCGACGUUCAUGUCGAUGCUCAAGAAGGGUUCAAGGCUUACGUCGACCCACAUAUCAUCGAGGGGAGAACUCUUAAACAAGAUGACAUACCCGUUGCCGUUCUUGAACUCAUUCAUGAACAAGGAUGGAGUUUCUUUCUUCAACUCCACGCCCCCGUUUACCCAGAACUUGUUCAUCAAUUUUAUUCCUCAUUAAGAUACCAUAAGCAAGACCCUUCCAUUACCGCUAUUGUUUCCGGCAAAACCUUCGGAUUCAACACCCAAAACCUUUCCGAGUGGUUCCACCUAGAGCGUCAAGGAGUCUCCUCUGAUUGUAAAAAGGGGUGGAUUUCCGACUCACAAGACUUCAACGCGGAUUUUUGCCUACGUGUUCUCAAGAAUAUUGCUCUUGACCAUGUCUUUGAGGACCCGGACUAUUUCCUUCGUCGGCUCAACGUCCAAGACUUGACCGCAAAUUGUUUCAUUCUUCUCAAAAUGCUCAAGGAAAAUGUCAUCCCCGUCCUUAACAAAGAUAAACAAGUUGGGAUUUAUGAGUGUACUCUUCUUUACCUCCUCCUCACUCACAAGAAAAUCAAUCUCCCAUCCAUUAUCAUCCAACACAUGUACGAGAACUCGGGUCGCCAAAACAAACCCUAUGGCAUGCUUCUUACCCACAUCUUUUCCAAGAGGGAAAUUCUUGAAGUGAGCCCGUCCCGCAACCGCUAUCUUGAUGCGGAGUGCCUUGGGUAUUGUGGCCUCGUAAAGAUCGGAGAGGAAUACUACAUGAAGAAGGAAUUCCAAAAGCUUGAUGCGGCGACACGAGCGGAGUAUGGUCCUCGGCGUUCCAUGUCAUCUUUGCCUUCCACUUCACGAGCACCCCAAGACGAAGCCGAAGAAAAUGCCAACACAGAAGUCCCUGUUCGUGCUUCUCGGGUCAAACGCUCAAAGUCAGCGUCUCAUGCUUCCUCGGCCUCUCUCAUGCAUCGUCACUCUCACAUGGCUUCAACUUCCAAAAAUCCCUUUAAGAAGUUCAAGAAAUUCAUCCUCAAGACCGUAGUGGCUCCGAUGAGGAAACUUCAGGAAAGCCUCGAUGACCUCUCGGAUCGGAUGAAGAAGAUGGAGGACCGUGAGAAUCGCCAAAAGCAAAAUGAGGAUCGUGCUUCUAGACGUCGUCGCUAAGUGUUGGGCAUUUGACAAAAUGAUCAAACAUUCACUUAUCUAUGUUUUUUUUUAAAAAAAAAUAUUAUGUAUUUAUGUUUCAAACUCCUAUCAUGUCUUAUGUAUAAAACUCGUACUUAUGCACUUUUAUGAUUGUUAACCCCUUUAUGAUUAUGCUUAUAGUUCACUUGCAUGCCUAUGUGUUGAAACUCAUGUUUUUGGUACCCCGCCUUUUUGAAUGUUGCCAAAAGGGGGAGAAAUAUUAGGCUUUCAUAUGCAUACAUUUAGGGGGAGUUUUUAUCAAAAUAUCACGUGCAUCAACUUAGGGGGAGUUUUAAAAUCAAUAUAUGCUUUUCACGAUA
This is a messenger RNA of Cuscuta campestris, 1820 nucleotides long. The record is from the annotation of a GenBank genome assembly. Lineage: Eukaryota; Viridiplantae; Streptophyta; Magnoliopsida; Solanales; Convolvulaceae.